Molecule: messenger RNA, 885 nt
Organism: Fusarium falciforme
Lineage: Eukaryota; Fungi; Ascomycota; Sordariomycetes; Hypocreales; Nectriaceae
Exons: 4
Coding region: 1-885 (294 amino acids)
Source: RefSeq, a predicted model, not a curated record
AUGUCCACGACCCCACCGAACAAGGAGUACCGCGGCUCCAAGCACCCUCGAUAUGCGCUCCGAAAACAAGAAUUCCAUCAGCUCUCCGACAUUCAGCACAAGCUCGACAAAUUAUACAAGAUGGCCGAGUUCGAUAAUGAUGCCCUGGAGAAAAUCUCCAUUGUACGAGGCUCCUCUUUCAAUAUCGACGACGACGACCCCAUCGACCUUGAUCCGCGAUUCUUUCUUCCUGGCCCAAUCGAGAACAUGGAAUAUGGAAUCCGAAAAGAAAUCCAGAAGCUCGCUGAUCCAGAGGCGCAUCCCAACCAGCGGCACAAUUACUUGCGCGCGAUGUACGAAGCAAACAUGCGGGAAGCUGCGCUACUGGCUGUGUUCUGCCAGGAAGCAGCCAAGGUAGACUCGAGUUGGGCGACACAUGGAUACAUCCAUGGCCGUAAAGCCCCAUGCUCUGAGCGAAUCUGGUUCUCGACCGAUGACGACCAACCAUACCGAGAUUUCUGGACGAGCGGUGAAUACUACAGGUGGAAACGUGGCGCUGGUACAUUUGAUUGCCACAAUCCCAACGUCCCACAUGCAGUUGCUACGGUGUACGACUCAUCGCGUCCGCUUCACCAAGGGAUGCUUCGCAGCGAACUGCGGGUAGCAGUUGGCCUUCUCAGGGAGCAAAUCCGCCGAACUCGCGUCUAUGUUGACCAUUACAUCUAUCCUGUUCUAGUUGUUAGCUUCCAUGGUCGAUUUUCUGCUCGCAUAACCCAGGCAUAUUUCCAGAAUGGCAAAGUUGUCGUUCGGCCGUCACGUCUCAUCGAUCUCCAUACGCCCGUCAUGUCCACAGAAGUUGGACUCGUCAGCUGUCGGAGAGACCUGCUUGCCCAUACCCGAGGCUGA